Molecule: messenger RNA, 687 nt
Organism: Thelazia callipaeda (thelaziosis nematode)
Lineage: Eukaryota; Metazoa; Nematoda; Chromadorea; Rhabditida; Thelaziidae
Source: the annotation of a GenBank genome assembly
AUGUGGGUCCCAUGGGCAGAAAACGUUGCCAAAAAGAUUAGCGAAAUGAUAGAAAUGAGUGUUGAAAAUGAAAUUUACUUAGUACUCGGACUUGAAAUCGAAAAUAAGAUAGUCAGAUCCGGUCUUCUUGCUAUGUCUACGAUAGCAAAAAUCUCUGAUGCCAUAACCCGCUUACUGAUUAAACAUGGAAUUGAUUCAGAACGUGCUUUUAAGUGCGUCAAAACAGCUAUUCAGGAAUCUAGCAAAGCAAACGUUCAUACUACAAAAGAAGUUUGUGAUUUACGUUUGUUAUUUGGACAACUACGAGACAAUGGAAUAAAGAUUGCUAUUUGUACUUCAGAUAGUCGAAAAGAAACUUUGAAUGCAUUGCGAAAAUUAGAAAUUGAAAAUUAUGUCGAGAUGGUUGUAUGUGGCGACGAUGCUGGUGCCGUGCCAAAACCACAUCCUCAUAAUGCAUUAUCAAUAUGCCAGACCUUAGAUGUUGAUCCAAAGAUAAAUACCUUGGUGGUUGGAGAUACCUUAGCUGACUUGGGAAUGGGACGUUCAGCCAACCUUGGUGCCACUGUUGGCGUACUUUCAGGAGUAUGCGGCAGUGAUGAAUUGCGGCCACAAGCUGAUUACAUUAUUAAGGACGUAAGUGAACUUCUGCCUUUAGCUUUGGACAUGAAAGCACGGUCGUUAUCGUAA